Messenger RNA from Lotus japonicus, 1435 nucleotides. RefSeq names its product methyl-CpG-binding domain-containing protein 11-like. Gene Ontology annotation, molecular function: DNA binding. The coding region runs from base 163 to 1086 and encodes 307 amino acids. The transcript is spliced from 3 exons. The record is from RefSeq and is a predicted model, not a curated record. Lineage: Eukaryota; Viridiplantae; Streptophyta; Magnoliopsida; Fabales; Fabaceae.
UUCAUUUCAAUUCAAUUAUUAUAAAUAAAUUAAAUAUAAAUAAUAAAUAAAAUUUCUUAUUUUCUUCUCUCUUGGUUUCUUCUAUUUUCUCCACCACACACACACACUCGAACAGAGGCAAAAAUCAAACCAAGCCAAAACAAAAACAAGACCAAGGUGAAAAUGGCGAGUUCAGUGGAGAAGGAGGUUGGUGGUGGUGCUGCUGCAGCUGAAGGUGGUGUGGAGGAAACUGUGUCUUUGGAGCUUCCUGCUCCAUCUGGUUGGCAGAAGAAGUUCUUUCCAAAAAAGUCUGGAACCCCAAAGAAAAAUGAGAUUGUGUUCACUGCACCAACUGGAGAGGAGAUCACUAGCAAGAAGCAGCUAGAGCAGUAUUUGAAAGCACAUCCUGGUGGUCCAGCUGCAUCAGAAUUUGAUUGGGGCACUGGUGAGACCCCAAGAAGAUCAGCAAGAAUCAGUGAGAAGGUCAAGGUAACUCCUACACCAGAAAGUGACCCCCCAAAGAAACGUGGCAAAAGAUCAUCAGCUUCUAAAAAAGAUGCUUCCGGGGAAGAAGAGAAAGAGGAGACAAAAGAUGUGGAAAUGCAAGAAGCUGGUGAAACUAAAGAUGCUGUGAAGGAAAAUCAAGAUGAGAACAAAGCAGAGGAUACAGAUGUCAAUCAAGAUGAGAAGAAAGCAGAGGCUACAGAUGCCAAUCAAGAUGAGAAGAGAGCAGAGGAUGCAGAUGUCAAAGAACCCACUCAUCCUGGAGAAAAUACUGAUGGACCUAACGAUGAGGGAAAACUCAACACUGCUGAUGAAGAGUUACAAGCCUCAAAAGAGAAAGUUGAUGACAAAGGAGCUGAGGGUUCUGAUGCUGUUCAGAACAAAGAUGAUGGCUCUGGGGAACCAGAGAAAUCAGAAGCAGCCCCUACUACUGAGCAAAAGAUUGAAGUGGAAGGAGAGAACAAAGAGGAACAUGACAGAGGCAUUCACGAGUCUGGAGAAAUCAAGGACAAAGAAGGAGCAAAGGUGAAUGAUGAAGAACAUUUUAAGGUUCAUGAUAUAAACCAGAAAACUGAAUCAGGGGUGACUGUGAAUGGAAGUUGAACCAGUUAGGUCAAAGCCGGUUAAUAAGGAAGAUAAUAAACUCUUGGGCUCUCUUUUCUCAUUCUGACCCGUCUAGAUUUGUCCCAGUAUGACUGUAGUUUAUGUUGUUAAUGUCAUUUACCUGAUUGUUUAUUGAAAUGACGAUAGACAAUUAUAGAGUAGUCCUGUGGUGUACCAUCCGUAUAUGCAUUGGAGAGACGUAUAGCUUCUAGUUCCCAUGGUAGCAUUGUGUUGUAUCUGUAAUGUGAUAUGGACAUGUAGUAGUGUAAGGUCGUCAUCCUAAAUAUUCAGUUGGCUCCCGAACUAUUGUACCAGAUCUUAUCUGGUUGAUGAAUGUUGAUGUUGCUUA